Molecule: messenger RNA, 1250 nt
Organism: Belonocnema kinseyi
Lineage: Eukaryota; Metazoa; Arthropoda; Insecta; Hymenoptera; Cynipidae
Gene: snf
Product: U1 small nuclear ribonucleoprotein A
Exons: 3
Coding region: 142-837 (231 amino acids)
Biological process (GO): mRNA splicing, via spliceosome
Cellular component (GO): U1 snRNP
Molecular function (GO): U1 snRNA binding
Source: RefSeq, a predicted model, not a curated record
AUCGCAGAUUCACAGUGAUUCGAGCGCUUCGUGCGUUGUGCAUCUUGAAGUUAACCUCCAAAAAUAACGCCGACUCGAUUUUAUUAGUUUUUAAUGUUAUUAACAUUAAAUUAAAAAGGACAGGAAAUUCAGGUUAUAAUCAUGGAUAUAAGACCAAAUAACACAAUUUAUAUCAACAAUUUAAAUGAGAAAAUUAAAAAGGAGGAGCUGAAGAAGUCCUUGUACGCAAUAUUUAGUCAAUUCGGGCAAAUUUUGGACAUCGUAGCUCUUAAAACCUUGAAAAUGAGGGGACAGGCUUUUGUUAUCUUCAAGGAAAUUUCAAGUGGUACAAACGCUUUGAGAUCUAUGCAAGGCUUUCCGUUUUACGACAAACCAAUGAGGAUACAGUACGCAAAACAAGACAGUGAUAUGAUUGCCAAGAUGAAAGGCACCUUUGCCGAGCGGCCGAAGAAGCCAAAGCGCGUUCUGCCGCAGGCGGAGGAGGAGGCGAAACGGGCGAAAAAACGCGCCAAGGAACAGGCGAAAAAUUCUCAACAAGUUGGCUAUCACGCUGGCGUUCCUCAGCAUUUGGGAAUGACCAAUGCCGCGGUACCUGAACAGCCACCGAAUCAAAUUCUUUUCCUGACAAAUCUGCCGGACGAGACGAGCGAGAUGAUGCUGUCGAUGCUCUUCAACCAGUUUCCCGGUUUCAAGGAGGUCAGACUGGUGCCAAAUCGUCACGAUAUUGCCUUUGUGGAGUUUGAAAAUGAAGUGCAGUCCGGAGCCGCCAAGGACGCACUUCAAGGAUUCAAAAUUACGCCUUCGCACGCGAUGAAAAUUUCUUUCGCCAAAAAAUAAUUUAGCAAUAUAUUCUCUCGGAAAAAAUACGUAUUUUUUCUUUAUUUUUUUCUUUCUUCCAUUCUUUCGAAUUAACCCAUCGUUGUACAUUCAAGAUUUAGAGUCGCUACUUGUUGUAAGAAGGUUCCAUUUUUAUUUUUUUUUAAUUUUCUUUUCUUUUAUUUUUUUUUUUAAGAUGCGGCUUUUUAGCAUGAAUAAGAGUGGAUCACUAUUUUGAAAUGUUACAAGUCCUCGUAUUUAUACGUUUUCGUUUCCAAAUAAGAUUGAAAAAUAAUCUAACGAGUUUGAAAAUUAAUUGAAAAUUAUUCCAGAUGGACUGGAUUUUCGUGAGUAUGGAUCGAGUUGAUUGUUUGGAUUUUCUGCAGCAAUUUUACAGAUUGAACUUUUAUUAAUAAAUGAAACAUAAGCAAGAA